UUAUUAUUAUUUGGGGGAAAAAAAGAAUGAAGGAUGAAGAAGGUGAGUCUUGUUGGGAUGGAUUUGUAGUCGGCGCGGUGGAGGCGAAGAGAAUGAGUAGUGGCUUUAAAUUGGAUGAAAUUAAAUUAGAUUAAAUUAAUUACUUGUUCAUAAGCCUUUCUCUGUCACCGUAAUUGUGGAAUCCUCGGCCUUUCCCCAAGCUUUUCAGCGCCUGCAAAGUAAGAUUUCUUCGUUGAUGGUGUGGUUUUGAUGAUUUGGGGAAGACGUGGUUAGAGUAGGAAUGGAAGACCCCAAAACCCCAGAAACCCUAAAAGUUCAAAGUCCUGCGAUUGAAACGAGCGAGGAUAUUUCGGGGUUUUCUGGGUUGGCUGAUUUGAGUGCGGGAUUAACGGCGGAGAUUCUGGUAGUUGAAAAUGGCGUAGCGGUUAGUGAUUGCAGUAACGAGGCUGAGAUUAGCAAUGUCGAAUUGAGGAAUGAGGAAGAUGAGGAGAGAAUAGAUGGUUCUGAGAGGGAAAUUUUGGAUGCUGGUGUGGUUGCAGCAGGUGAUGUUGAAGCAGACGGUGGUAAUGGUGGUGAGGCUGAGAAUGACCAGAAAGAAGGCAACACUGUGGAAUUAGGUGGUGUGUCUACAGGUGAAAACUCGGAAGUCCCCGGAGAUGGUAUGCCACUUGCAAUGGACUUCUCGAACAUUCAGCAGGAAGAACCAGAACCUUCCAAGUCGAUCGGAACAGAAGAAAUGUCGAAAGAAGCUGGAGAUGAAAAACAGGUUAUUGAAAAUGGUCAAGAGCACAAAUUUUCGGUUGGUGAUGUGAUAUGGGUCAAGACGAAAAGUCAGACAUGGUGGCCUGGGAAGAUAUAUCCUUCGGAUGCAGCAGAGAGUGACGUAAGUAGCCGGGAUGAUAGUCUAUUAGUUGGCUAUUUUGGAAGCAGCCACAUGACAUGGUGCUCUUCAUCUCAGUUGAUACCCUUCGCUGAUAACUUUGAGCAAAUGUCUGGGAAAUCCAAGUCUCGAAGCUUCCUCGGAGCCGUAGAGCAAGCCGUGGAUGAGUUUGGUAGGUGUGUGAAGUUGGAGAUGUCGUGUUCGUGUAUUCCAGAACGAAAUUACCCUUUAGAAGGUAAUGGUGAAUCAAAGGAUACAGCUUCCCGGCGUGAGCGCAAGUCUAGUCUACUUGCUAAAUAUUCUAUUGCUCAGUAUGAACCCGAAACAUUCCUAGCACGCGUUAAGGGUCUUGCAGAGACUGCUUCCCUAUGUGGAGUGUUUGAGUUGAGUAUCCUAUACAAUCAAUUAGCAGCUUUUCAAAGCUCAAUAGGACACGAGCAGUUACCUUUGCAUCAACUCAGGGAAGCUCAUGAUGAUGAAGACAAUGAGGUGGGCAAAUCAGUGAGAAAAAGCAAAGUUGGUGCUACAGUUGCAGAUGAAGAACAGGUAGAAGGGGGCACACAGAGCUCGCCAUUAGAGACACCAUCCAUAGGAUCAGAUGUUCUGUGCGAAAAGAUGGAAGGGAAGAAUGAAGAUCCUAACAAGGUUCUAGAUGGAAGCAUGGAAGCUAGGAAAAGGAGCUCCAGAAGAAUGGCAAUUUCUAAUGGAGGAAUAGAACCAAAAUCUGCAAAGAGAAAUGGACAUGAAAAAAUUGAAGAUUUUGAAUCUAGUGAAAUGGAUUCCUCAAUCAAGGGAGAGGUGAUCAAUCCAUUAACAGAUGAAAUUAAGGAUUCUGGUGUAGAAAACUUCGAUGAUGAGAGCAAAGGAACGCCAGAAAAGAGGUCUGAGACACGAGAGCGGAAGAAGAGCAAGUAUUUAUCUUUUCCAUAUAUAAACUGGGGGCAGAAAGGUAUGCCAGCUGAAACAGAUGAUAUUAGAGCUCUUAAAAUUUCUGGCGAAGAUGCAGAUGAAUAUGCAGUCGAGGGCCAGAAUGAAACCCCAUUGCUAUCUAAAUGCAGUGGCAAGUUCUGGAAGAAGUGGUACCGGAAUAUCACCAGUGGGAGCGAUGUCGCUGAUAAUCAAGACUUGAUGAGUGCAUCACCAGCUGAGUUUCUCUCUGAGCUUCAUUUUACUGCUGUAGAUUGUCUUUAUCCAAACGAAAUCAGCAACUUUGAUGCGGUUGCGCAGUUCUUCUCCAGGUUUAGAAUUUUGAUGUUUCAUGAUGAAUCUGUCAAUGGUGGCCAAAAUGAGGCAAUGGCUGCCGAUUUAUUUUUUCUUGGGGGAAAGGUGUCGGAGGUUAAGCAUCCUUCCUCGACGCCUAAAUCUGGGAUCAAGAAAAGAAAAGGUCAGGCAAUGAAAUCCAAACUAAUCUCUGGUGAUGUGGAUUUGACUGGACAACCUGAAUUAUGUCCUGCAGGAGAUGCACAGAAAAAAAGUCCUCUGACUUCCAAUGUGAAGUCAAAAAAAGAUGGAGAAAGCUUGGGGAAAUUGAAGACUAAAUCCCUUUCUGCCUUGUCAGAUGUGAACAUUAACAUAGAUUCACCAGAGCUCGGACCUCUCUCACCCAAUGGUUUAUCGAAGCGGAGGAAGCGAAAGAACAAUGAAUCACAUCCCCAGAGUAAACCAACAAUGGAGAUACCAGAUUUAAAUGGAAGCGGUACCGUAUCUGGCGUGUUGGUGGAUAAUCGGCAGGCUGUGAGCCAUGUCGUCUCCCAACAAAAGUCUGAGCCAAAGAAGAGAAGGAAACUUGGAGCUACUAAGGAGCAUUCAAAGGUGUCUACUGAAUUCAUAGAUGUGAAUAACAGCAAUAAACCUGGUUCGUUUUUUAUUGAUCUACAGGUCACAGCUCCGCAACCACUUGAUGUAAUUGUAGAGCAAAAUAAAGUGGAUUUUGCAGGAGCGCCUAACCAGUCAGUGAAUUAUCAGACAAUUGGCCAGGAUCAGAGCAAGACUGGGGGCAAAAAGCGAAAGAGGAAGGAGAAGGUUAUCUUAUCCUCUGAUAUACCUGAUUUAAAUCGAAUGGGUAUUGACAUUAGUCAAGGAAAAAAUUCCCAAUUGACUAAACCUAAGAGGAGGAGGAGGAGGAGAAAAGGUGAAGCUAGUUUGAACCAUCCAAAUCCUUCUGACAGCAGAUCAUAUAUUUAUAACAGAGUCGAAACUGAUGGUGGAGGCUUAGGAUCUUUUCUUCUUUUAAGUUUCUCUUCAGAAGCUCCCUUACCUCCCCGGGAGCAAGUUAUUAGUACGUUUAGCCAGUUUGGAUCAUUGAAGGAAUCAGAGAUUCAGUUGAAAGAUUCCACUGUUGAGAUAGUUUUCCUCCGAAGCGCCGACGCCAUGGAAGCAGUUCGGAGUUUAAAGAAGAACAACAUUUUUGGCCCAACUCUUUUAAAAUAUCAGCUCUAUCAUCUCUCGGUUCCCCCCAAGACGUCAGACUCAGACCGGGCUUGCACGGCACUGGCGUAUCCAGCUUCUGAGGGCACUCUGAACCCAUCAAAAUCAGGUGAAUUAGGAAAUCAAGCAGGUGAGACACCGCCUAUAGAGUUUAUAAGGAAGAACCUUCAGAUGAUGACGUCAAUGUUGGAGAAGUCAGGAGACAAUCUCUCCCCAGACAUGAGAGCCAAAUUGGAGAGCGAUAUUGAAGGCCUCCUCAAGAAGGUGAGUUCCAUGGCGGGCCCUUCCUCAACGUAAUAAUGGAACCAUUGUGGAUGGAUGGAUGGUGUUGGAUCAGGUUAUAUCAAGCCAGCCCCUCGUUAGUCUUGUUGAUGUAUUGUAGGUGUAGUUUAUGUAUUCUGGAGGACACACAGAUGUUAACCUAUGCGAUUCGCGGAGCUUCUCGUUUUUAUUAGUACUGCCCCUCCUCUUUGGUUACAGUAUCAUCGUGUAAGCAAUGUGGAGCCUUUGUAUUUCAUGACAUGAUUCUCACAGCGACCUCCUUAAGCUUGCGCACACGCUUAGCGUAUGCUGUCCGAGGAUCAAAUUCCUCAGUUCAAGAAAUCCAAGAUGGUCAUUGCAAGCAAUUGGCUAAUAAUCUCUAUAGGCCCCUUUGAAUGGUAAAGUUGGUUGUGUUAAAUCAAUGGGCAUUUGACUCACAUGGUAAGUAAGUAUGGACUACCUGAAGCUAUGUUUUAACCAUUUUCUAUAAGGUUCAAUGGUAUCUGAACCUUGUUUCAUGGCA
Messenger RNA from Cucurbita maxima (winter squash), 4091 nucleotides. RefSeq lists its product as uncharacterized. The record is from RefSeq and is a predicted model, not a curated record. The coding region runs from base 281 to 3604 and encodes 1107 amino acids. Lineage: Eukaryota; Viridiplantae; Streptophyta; Magnoliopsida; Cucurbitales; Cucurbitaceae. The transcript is spliced from 2 exons.